Molecule: messenger RNA, 3113 nt
Organism: Tachysurus vachellii
Lineage: Eukaryota; Metazoa; Chordata; Actinopteri; Siluriformes; Bagridae
Product: calpain-2 catalytic subunit-like
Exons: 21
Coding region: 90-2186 (698 amino acids)
Biological process (GO): proteolysis
Cellular component (GO): cytoplasm
Molecular function (GO): calcium ion binding; calcium-dependent cysteine-type endopeptidase activity
Source: RefSeq, a predicted model, not a curated record
AACCCAAAACUUCCUUAAACUCACUUCUGCAAUCACACUGUAUCCAAAGCGCAUUUAAAGUCGGAUCCAGUAGUUAAGCAGGUUCAGAUAUGUCUGGAGUGGCGUCAACUUUGGCUAAGAAGCGAGCCCGGGCUGCGGGUUUCGGCACCAACGCGAACGCCAACAAAUACCUGAACCAGGAUUAUGAGGCGAUCAGAAGUCAGUGCAAAAGUCAGGGGCAGCUUUUCUGUGAUCCUUAUUUUCCAGCUGAGCCAGAGUCCCUGGGCUUUAAGGAACUUGGACCAAAUUCCUCCAAGGUCCGAGGAAUGCAAUGGAAAAGACCUGGGGAGUUGUGCUCCAGACCUCAGUUCAUUACCGGAGGAGCUACAAGGACUGAUAUUUGCCAAGGAGCCCUGGGGGACUGCUGGCUCUUGGCAGCCAUCGCCUCUCUGACGUUGAACGAGGAUGUGAUGGCCAGGGUGGUCCCCAGUGGCCAGGAUUUUGGCGCAGACUACGCUGGAAUCUUCCACUUUCAGUUCUGGCAGUUUGGUGAGUGGGUGGAUGUCGUCAUUGACGAUCGGCUACCCGUGAAGGACGGGAAGCUAAUGUUCGUCCAUUCAGAAGAAGGCAGCGAGUUUUGGAGCGCCCUCUUGGAAAAGGCCUACGCUAAGGUGAACGGCUCAUACGAGGCUCUGUCCGGAGGCUCCACCACCGAGGGCUUUGAGGAUUUUACUGGUGGAAUUGCCGAGCAGUACGAGCUGAAGAACGCGCCGGCGAACAUAUUCCAGAUUAUUCAGAAUGCUCUGGCGUCUGGAGCUCUGCUUGGCUGCUCUAUAGACAUCACGAGUGCUGCUGAUUCAGAGGCCAUCACUCGGCAGAAGCUGGUGAAGGGACACGCCUACUCACUGACAGGGGCUGUCGAGGUUAAUACCCGUGCAGGUCCGGAGAAGCUGGUGCGCAUGAGGAACCCGUGGGGUCAGGUGGAGUGGACUGGACCCUGGAGUGAUGGCUCAGCCGAGUGGAACUCUGUGAAUCCUUCGGAGCGCCCGAGCAACAACGCUGAAGACGGAGAGUUUUGGAUGUCCUUUUCUGACUUCCAGCGGAAUUACUCCCGUAUCGAGAUCUGCACCCUGACCCCCGACGCCAUCACCAGCAGCCAGGUUAAACCAUGGAGUGUGAAGAAUUAUAAUGGAACCUGGAGGAGGGGCUCCACCGCCGGAGGAUGCAGGAAUAAUGCUCAAACGUUCUGGAUGAACCCGCAAUUCGUUAUCAAGGUGAACGAAGAGGACGAUGACCCGAACGACAACGAGCAGGGAUGCAGCCUUGUAAUGGGUCUGAUCCAGAAGAACCGACGCCGGUUAAGAAAGGACGGCGAGGACAUGCACACCAUCGGCUAUGCCAUCUACGAGGUGCCUUCACAGUUCAAGGGCCAGACAAACCUGCACCUGGAUAAGAACUUUUUCCUGACGCACGCGCAGAAAGCUCGCUCUGAGACCUUCAUCAACCUGCGUGAGGUCAGCACACGCUUCAAGCUGCCUGCUGGCGAAUACCUGGUCGUGCCUUCCACCUACGAGCCUAAUAAGGACGGUGACUUCUGCCUGCGUGUCUUCUCUGAGAAGCAGACCGAAACACAGCGUUGCGAUGAUCCUGUCGAUGCUAAAUUAGUAGACGAAACCGUGUCAGACAGUGAAGUAGAUUCGAACUUCAGGAGCCUGUUUAUGAAACUGGCAGGAACUGACAUGGAGAUCUCUGCCGCAGAGCUCAGAACGAUCAUGAACAAAGUAGUCGGCAAACGAACGGACAUUAAGACAGACGGUUUCUCCCUGGACACGUGUCGCACCAUGGUCAACCUCAUGGAUGACUCCGGCAACGGGAAGCUUGGUCUGGGCGAGUUCGCCACAUUGUGGAAGAAAGUGCAGAGAUACAUGGAUAUCUAUAAACAAAACGACAUGGAUGGCUCUGGGAAAAUAAGCACACCAGAGUUUCGUGGAGCACUGGGAAAAGCCGGAUUCACUCUGAACGAUACCAUCUUUCAGCUUUUGGUGAACCGCUUCGCUGAUACUGACCUCACCAUUGACUUUGAUGACUUUGUGUCCUGCAUUAUGCGGUUGGAGCUGAUGUUCCGAGUUUUCCGUAAAAUGGAUCCACACAACACCGGUUUCUUAGAGAUGAACUUUGAAAUGUGGCUGUAUUUAACUAUGAUUUAAACAGCACCAGCCUGAGCAAAAAGCUAUGAGAGUCCAAUACUUGCAUAAGGACUUAUAAACUUUUUUUAUCAGUAAUUAUAGUUGGAACAAUUAAAAGUGGGGAAAAAAAGAAAUAAAUUUUUUUUUUUUUUUUUUUUUUUUUUUUUUUUUUUUUUUACAAUACUAUUGUUAAAUUUAUGGAUUUUUUUUUUAAAGACGUUUGUGUUUUCUUGAAAGCGACAAUGGCUAAUAUAUAAAGUUUUAAUAUAGAACAAUACUCGAUUUUGCCUUGGUUUUAUUUGGUUAUAUGAUGGGGCGAGGGAAAUCUUAAAAAAAAAAAAAAAAAAACACUAAAGUUAUUUUUAAAUUUAUGAAAUUUUUAUGGAGAAAUUUAUUAUGAUAAUUAUGGUAAUAUAUCUACAUUUCUUUUCUUCUGCAUUUUUAAGUACCCCUAUUUUUGGUUCAAGUGCCCCUGAUGUCACAAUAUAGACAUGGGAGUUUAAACCUACCACAGACUUGUAUGCUAAUAUAUGCAAAUUAGGGUAGAUUAAACGGUAACUGGGAAUAGUUAAAGUUUAGUUAAAAAAUAUACAUGGAUGUAUUGAGUGACUCAGGGUUGUUAAGAUAAUUUCAAUAAAUCACUUUAAAUAUUACAAUACUGAUUAAGCACAACUUGCUGAAGGUGUUGCUAAAGGGCUGGGGUUUUACAUUUGUUUAAUUUUCAUAUUAAUGCAUAUUCAUUUUUGAAGGUAGGCCUGCAAAUUUUAGAUCUGUUUUUGGCAAUGAAAAACAAAUUAAACUUUUUUUUUUCCAGCUUAAAUUACAUUUCUGAUUAUAAACUGACACCUUCAGGGGGAUUUGAAUCAAAAAUGCUGCAUGAUUUUGAUGCGUUGUUUGUGUUUUGGGAAUUUUAUGGUACAAUGACUUAUUAAAAAUGUGUUUCUCGAA